AUGGUUCUAGAUUUAUUGGGUAUGGAUUAUAGUUACUUCAAGCCGUCAGAUAUGGAUGCAAGACAUGUCAAGCCGCCGGAUAUUCUGUCUUCCUCGUCAAACCCUAAUAAGGGUUUUGCUACUAGAUUACUGAACAUUGACGGCAAAACAUUCUGUCCGCGUAGGGGUGUUGUGUCUGAUCAACAACAGGGACCGAAGGUAGUUAAUGUCAUAGAUGAACUUACCAAAAUCACAGUUCCAGUCAAUCUUAAUGCCGAUGAUCAUGAUGUCGUUAAGCCUAAUGCUGUGCAUGAUGAGGUUUUCUGGGAAGCUAGUAAGGAGGAGAAAACAGUCUCGUAUGCUGAAAAGGUGCAGUCCACUCGUAAGAAAAGGGAGGUAAAUUUCAGACUCUUGGAACCUAAGGAAACGAGAGAUGAUGCUGAUAUUGUUAUACCGAAAGAGGUUGUGCAGCAGGUUCAAGACAAAUUCGAUAAUGUCCUCUAUGGUUUCUUUUUCUUCAAGUUUGACUCGAAGGAAGGAUUGACUAAGGUGUUGGAAGGAGGACCAUGGUUAAUACGAAAGGUCCCGUUAUUUCUGAACAUAUGGUCUCCGAAGGUUACACUCAAGAAAGAUAGUAUCAAAACCGUUCCAAUAUGGGUUAAGUUGCACAAUGUGCCGAUUUCAGUUUAUACGGAUGACGGAUUGAGCUUGUUGGCUUCGAAGCUAGGGGUUCCUAAAAGGUUAGAUUCCUAUACAGCUGAUAUGUGUGUUGAAAACUGGGGAAGGAGUAGUUAUGCUCGUGCGAUGAUUGUGUUAAAUGCUGAUAACGAGCUGAAGGAUCACAUUACUGUAGCUAUCCCUAAAAUGGAUGAGGAUGGGUUCAUUUUGGAACGGGUUAAAGUUGAAUAUGAGUGGAGGCCGUUACGCUGUAGUACAUGCUGUUUGUUUGGUCAUGAUGACAAUACGUGUAGCAAGAAACCUAAUGGUAAGGCUAAGAUGGUUACUGUUGAUGAGGAGGGUUUUGUUACUGAUAAAAGGAAGAUGGCGAGUACGUCUGGAACGAAGGGGGAUAAUUCGGCGGCUGUGCAGUUGUCAAACUCCUUUGCGGUGCUUGAUAAUGAUAAGAAUAAUGAGAAAAGGGAUCCGACUAGUGCCAAGUCGAUGAUUGAUGAAAAUCAUGGUACCCGUAUACAACAACAUGAUGAAGUUAAGGAGUUGAAUCCGACAGAGAUGGCUGAUUUUAUGAGUGAGUCUCAUGUGGCUGUUAAUAAGCUGAAUAAGAUAUGUGAGAAGAUUUUUCGGAAUUGGAAGUGGACAUCGAACGGAGGUAUGUGUCAUAGAGGUACGAGGGUGAUAUUGGGGUGGAAUGCGGAUGAUAUUGAUCUUAUGGUUAUAUCCCAAUCAGACCAGGUUAUUCAUGCUCAGGUAUUGUUAAAAUCGGUCAAAAAGAAGAUAUUUUGUUCUUUUGUGUAUGCGGAAAACAAAUAUCAGGAUAGGAGAAGCUUGUGGGCUGAUUUGUGUAACUUUAAAGGCCUCACUCAUGAUACCCCUUGGGUUGUAAUGGGUGAUUUCAAUGCCGCUUUGAAUAUGGAGGAUUUUACUAUGGGGUCGUCCUCCCACACAAUAGCUAUGCGAGAAUUCUAUGAUUGUGUUCAAGAGGCAGAAUUGAUCGAUGUUAAGAGUCAUGGGUUGCAUUAUACUUGGAAUCAAAAACCAAAGGAUGGGGUAGGAAUGCUAAAGAAGAUUGACCGUAUUAUGGGUAACAUCAAACUCUUAGAUGUUUUCUCGGAUGCUUAUGCUAUGUUUCAGCCUUUCCGUGUUUCGGAUCAUGCUCCUGCUAUCUUGAAAUUAUUUUCUAUGUCUACGGACCGGCCUAAACCUUUUAAAUUCCCAAACUUUAUUAUGACAAAGCCUGAGUUCCGUCAAGCUGUGAUGUCCGAAUGGACUAAAACCGUGGAGGGUGCUACCAUGUUUUCUGUGGUUAAGAAAAUGAAGGGUCUGAAAUCACAUUUUAGGAGGAUAUUGCUUAAUCAAGGUAAUCUCCAUAAAAGAGUUACUGACUUACGGAAUGAGCUGGACCAGAUUCAAAAACAGGUGGAAGCUCAUCCUUUUGAUGCUGCUAUUCGGUCAUCUGAGACUAUCUGUUUGCGAGACUUCAAGUCAGCGGUUUAUGAUGAGGAGUGUUUCUUGAAAAAAAAAUCUAAAGUGCAAUGGUUAUGUGCGGGUGAUUCAAAUACAUCCUACUUUCAUAAUAGUGUGAAAAGUAGGAAUGCUAGAAAUAAAAUCAAUUGCCUUAAGGAUACGAAUGGGAACCAGUAUGAGGGAGUUGAUGUCGCGGCUGCUUUGCUAAACCAUUAUUCAGCUUUCAUGGGCACCGAAGAUAAAGUGGCUAGGUUGGAUGAUGCAGAUUUAUUUGUUAAUGUUUUGCAGCAGAAUGUGGCGGAGACUAUGGUGAGACAGGUUACCGAUGAUGAAGUUAAACAGGCUAUGUUCAGUAUAAGUGAGAAUAAGGCUCCAGGUCCGGACGGAUACACUUCAGCGUUUUUUAAAAAUGCCUGGGAUGUUGUGGGCGGUGAAGUUACAAAGGCGGUGUGUGAUUUCUUUAAUAACGGGCAAAUUCUUAAGCAGAUUAACCAUACGAUUUUAGCGUUGGUGCCAAAGAUGGAUACUCCAAAUACAGUUCUUGACUACAGGCCAAUAUCAUGUUGUAAUGUGAUAUAUAAGUGUAUCAGCAAAAUAAUCACUAAUCGUGUGAAGGGGUGUUUGGGGACUCUAGUGAACAUUAACCAGUCGGCGUUUGUUCCUGGUAGAAAGAUAUCUGAUAAUAUUCUUAUUACGCAGGAGCUUAUGCAUAAUUAUCAUGUGGAUCGUGGUCCUCCGAGGUGUGCUUUGAAGAUUGACAUCCAGAAAGCUUAUGAUACUGUAAGCUGGUCUUUUUUAGAAGCUAUUUUAGUCCGGUUUGGUUUUCACCGGAAAAUGGUUGCUUGGAUUAUGGCGUGUGUCACAACGGUAUCCUACUUGGUUAGCGUAAAUGGCGAGUUGCAUGGUUACUUUUUAGGGAAACGGGGUCUUCGUCAAGGAGAUCCAAUGUCCCCGUACCUAUUCACGUUGAUUAUGGAGGUGUUAUCUCUCAUGUUACAAAAGAUGGCGUUAAACCCUGCUUUCAAGUUCCAUAGUCACUGUUCUAAACAAAAGAUUAUCAACGUAUCAUUUGCUGAUGACUUAUUUGUUUUUGUUAAUGGAGAUACUGGAUCGGUUAAGCUUGUUCGGAACGUUUUGGAGAAGUUCACUAGUGUUUCGGGCCUGGUCCCUAGCUUGCCCAAGAGUACGGUUUUUUUCUGCAAUGUUCCAAGCCAAGUAAAAGCUGAAAUCCUGAGCUUGUUGCCGUUUCGUGAGGGUGAACUUCCGGUUCGCUACCUCGGGGUUCCCUUAAUCUCUACUAAGUUAUCUUUUAGAGAUUGCCGGGUUCUGGUGGAACGUAUGGAGAGGAAGGUUGAUAAUUGGAUGUCUAAAUUGUUAUCGUUUGCAGGUCGAUUGCAGCUCCUUAACUCUGUUCUUGCAGCAAUGUAUACGUAUUGGGCCUCGGUUUUUAUUUUGCCAAUGCGUAUAGUCAAGGAUCUGGAAAAGAGAAUGCGAAGGUUUCUUUGGAACGGGGGGGCUCCUGGGAGUAUUCGGUCUAAAGUCGCGUGGAAGGACGUUUGUUUGCCUAAGGAUGAGGGGGGUCUUGGAAUCCGAAAUAUCUCAGAUGUGAACAAAGCACUUAUGAUGUCGCAUAUUUGGAGCAUUAUUACCAACCGGGAAUCCUUGUGGGUCAAAUGGAUCCAUUCUUACAAGAUAAAAGGCAGAAAUUUUUGGAAGAUUCAAAGUCGUGGGGUUUUGACUUGGAGUUGGCGAAAGAUUUUAUCUAUUCGUCUGUUGGUCAGACCUUAUGUUUGGAAGUUAAUUGGGAGUGGUUCCCAAACAAACGCGUGGAGUGAUAAUUGGUGCUCGUGCAGUCCGAUCGGAAACUUUAUUACACCAAGCAGAAUUGCCCAAGCGGGUUUUAAUUUGCAAACUACUGUUGCAGAGCUUGUAGACGCUAAUGGCAACUGGCGGUGGCCUCAGGCAUGGUAUGACUUAUUCCCAGUACUCAUAAAUGUCAUGGCUCCUUCUCUUGUUCCUGAUUCGGUUGACAGACUGGGAUGGAGAGAGGUGGGAGGGAAAAUUGUGCAUUUUAGCUCUUUGGAAGCUUGGAAUAAUCUUCGGGUAAGGGAUAACAAGGUGGCUUGGGUGAAUAUGGUGUGGUAUGGCCAGUGCAUUCCAAGACAUUCUUUUCAUCUUUGGUUAGUUCUAAAGAAUAAGCUGAAGACACAAGAUAGAUUGGCAGUUUGGGAAGCGGGGAGUGAAACAAAUCUACGUCUUAUGUGCUGUCCUCUUUGUAACUAUGGACGAGACUCAAGAGAUCAUUUAUGUGACAACUCAUAUUUUCCGAACCUAUCUUUGUACCUUGAUGUGUCGAAUGUAAACAUUAUGUGA
Molecule: messenger RNA, 4494 nt
Organism: Helianthus annuus (common sunflower)
Lineage: Eukaryota; Viridiplantae; Streptophyta; Magnoliopsida; Asterales; Asteraceae
Exons: 4
Coding region: 1-4494 (1497 amino acids)
Source: RefSeq, a predicted model, not a curated record